Messenger RNA from Pseudophryne corroboree (corroboree frog), 3150 nucleotides. It is a transcript of the gene SOX9, whose product is annotated as SRY-box transcription factor 9. The record is from RefSeq and is a predicted model, not a curated record. The coding region runs from base 187 to 1635 and encodes 482 amino acids. Gene Ontology annotation, molecular function: RNA polymerase II cis-regulatory region sequence-specific DNA binding; DNA-binding transcription factor activity, RNA polymerase II-specific. NCBI's taxonomy places the organism in Eukaryota, Metazoa, Chordata, Amphibia, Anura, Myobatrachidae. The transcript has 3 exons. Gene Ontology annotation, biological process: chondrocyte differentiation; positive regulation of chondrocyte differentiation; negative regulation of transcription by RNA polymerase II. Gene Ontology annotation, cellular component: nucleus.
CGGAGUAGAGUCUAGUCUAGUGACGGGUGUGUGGGCAGCAGGCAGCAGUGUGCGGGGAGCUACGUGUACGGAGCCGGGGAGACGGUGCCAUAUGCUGCAUAGUGUACAGGAGACUGGUAGCUGUGCCACCCCCUAUAUACACAUACAUACAGAGAUUCUCCUUGGCGCCCCUUGCCCAGUCCGCGCAUGAAUCUCCUGGACCCCUUCAUGAAGAUGACAGAAGAGCAAGAGAAGUGCCUGUCCGGGGCCCCCAGCCCCUCCAUGUCCGAGGACUCUGCGGGCUCCCCCUGCCCCUCCGGCUCGAGCUCGGACACGGAGAACACCAGACCGCAGGAGAACACCUUCCCCAAGGGGGACCCGGACAUGAAGAAGGAGACGGAGGACGAGAAGUUCCCCGUGUGCAUCAGAGAGGCGGUCAGCCAGGUGCUGAAGGGAUAUGACUGGACGCUGGUGCCCAUGCCCGUGCGGGUGAACGGAUCCAGCAAGAGCAAGCCGCACGUCAAGCGGCCGAUGAACGCGUUCAUGGUGUGGGCGCAGGCGGCGCGGAGAAAGCUGGCGGACCAGUACCCGCACCUGCACAACGCCGAGCUCAGCAAGACCCUGGGCAAGCUGUGGAGGCUUCUGAAUGAGAGUGAAAAGCGCCCUUUUGUGGAGGAAGCUGAGAGACUGAGAAUUCAGCACAAGAAAGAUCACCCAGAUUAUAAGUACCAGCCACGCCGGAGAAAGUCAGUGAAGAACGGCCAGUCUGAGCAGGAGGAUGGCUCUGAGCAGACCCACAUCUCACCAAAUGCAAUCUUCAAAGCUCUGCAGGCUGACUCUCCGCACUCUGCCUCCAGUAUGAGUGAAGUCCACUCCCCAGGGGAACACUCAGGUCAGUCCCAGGGUCCACCAACUCCACCAACUACUCCUAAAACAGAUGUGCAGCCUGGGAAGCCAGAUCUUAAACGUGAAGGUCGCCCCCUACAGGAGAGCGGCCGCCAACCCCCUCACAUUGAUUUCCGUGAUGUGGAUAUCGGAGAGCUAAGCAGUGAGGUGAUCUCCAACAUUGAAACCUUUGAUGUCAAUGAGUUUGACCAAUACCUGCCACCCAACGGCCAUCCAGGAGUCGCCUCCACGCAGGUGACUUACACAGGCAGUUAUGGCAUCAGCAAUACAAACAGCGCCGCCGCAGGUGCUGGACACACUUGGAUGCCCAAGCAACAGCCUCAACAGCAGCCGCAACAGCCCCAGCAACAGCACACAUUGUCAACUCUAAGCAGUGAGCAGAGCCAGUCCCAGCAGAGGACACACAUCAAAACCGAGCAGCUUAGCCCAAGUCAUUACAGUGAGCAGCAGCAGCAGCACUCUCCACAGCAGCUCAAUUACAGCUCCUUCAACCUCCAACACUACAGCUCUUCAUAUCCUACCAUCACACGCUCACAGUACGACUACACCGAGCACCAGGGCUCUAAUUCCUACUACAGUCAUGCCGCUGGCCAGAGCUCAAGCCUGUACUCAACAUUCAGCUACAUGAACCCAAGCCAGCGUCCCAUGUACACUCCCAUUGCAGACACGACGGGGGUCCCAUCUAUUCCCCAGACACACAGUCCACAACACUGGGAGCAACCUGUCUACACACAGCUAACCAGGCCAUAGAGAAACAACUAUAGGCUAAUGACUUUCAAUAGACUGUUCAUAAUCCACCACAAGUCAAGUAGUGCCCAUGACAUAUGUGAGGCUGAUCGCCCUCUGCUGGAAGCCGGCAAGAAUGGGUACAAUGCUUCUAAAUAGUAAAUUCUUGCCACCUGUAUACACAGAUGAAGAAAGAAGAUACUUUAGAUACCAGCGACUUGAUUCUUGAAGAGACUUUGUAAUUAUUUAUCCUCUGUGAGGACUAGUCUCAAUCUGAUAUAUUUUAGUAUGUACUGUGUAUGUUCUAUUUCCUUUAUAUGGGAGUUUAUACAUUUAUAUUUUAGAAAAAGACACAUUGUAAGAAUUUUUCCUACAACUGCUCAGCUAGUCUUACAUUCAUCUUUUAAUGCAAUUGAAAAAAUAUUUUUGUAAAAAAAAUAAAACGUUUAGCCUUAUACAAUGUUUGUUUAACUAUUGAGCAGUACGUUUUUAGCCAUAAUUCAGCCAGACAGUUGGGUUAUAAUUGGAUUUACUGUUGUGAGUUGCCUUGACGUAGGAAUUGUAUUUCAACAUUUAUUCCCAAGUGCCAAUAACUAAAAAUUCUGGUCUAAGAUAAUUCACAUGUUGCCUAAAACAGUUUGUGCCAACCUAGACACAAGUGCCCUCUGCAAAUUUUAAUGAUCACCAGCAACCAACUGGUUGGUUUGAAAUUUUGCCUUUUGCAGAUUUUGCAACAGAUGUCACAUUCUUAAAUUAUUUAUUUUAUAAUAAAAUAAUAUUGAAAACAAAAUGCUACAUUAAGACUCCCAAACUUUUAAAAUGUCUUUUGUACAAAAAAGAUAUAUAUUAGCAUGCUGCUGAUUCCAUCUUUUGGAAAAUACGCUUUUUGUUAAAUUAUGGAUUUUAUUUGAUAUUUCCAGCUUCUUUUGUGUUGUAAAUUCCUCCUUUUUGUCUAAUUGCAAACAUAUCAGAUGCUCUAAUCUGCAUAAAAAUAGCAAAGCAUUUAUUGAGUUACAUUUUCCAAUUAAUUCCCUGAGCAAUUUUUAUUUUUCAAUUCUGUUAAGGUUUUAAGAACUGUGAUAACACUAAACAAGUUUUGUAAUUCUUCAAACAUGGAAACAGCCAUGUAUGUUUAAACCGUUUUUUUUUCCCAUUAUCAUCUAGAAAAUUGAUGCACAGAAAAAUUAGUCUAGUCACAAUACAGUAAUAACUAUUUUGACAAAAAAUGCAGUUUGACUUUGGCAAAUGAUUUUUAACUUUUGCUAAAAAAAGAUGAAAAUUUUGUUUGCAAAAUGUAAUUUUAUUUGUAAAUGCGAUUUCAUAGAGCACUCCACAAAGAAUGUCUUCAUUACAAAAAGCAGGCCUUAAAAAAAUUAUUUUAAGUUAAAUAAGAGUGUACAACACUGACUUUGGAAGUCUGUGUAUCAUUUUGUUCAUUAUUUUUUGUGCAAUUUUUGUUUUUUCUAUUUUCUGUCUUUUUGUGAAACUUAUCCUUUUAUGUAUUAUGGUUUUGCAAUAAAUAUAAUACAAUGUACUAAA